AUGAGACUUCUCCUUCUACCGUUAUUCACUUCCCUAGCUUCGGCUGCUUUCGAACAAGUCUCGCUUCCGAAUAUCCAGUUUUCUGACCUGGGCGGUUCCAUUGGCUUCUUGGGCCGUUUCGAGGCCUUAUCCUUUUAUUCAUACCAGAACGCUUCCGCUGGCCUACUUCCUUCUGACUCCCUGUCGUCCAUAUACCUUCGAAACGUUAGCGAUAAUGCAAACAUCAAAAUUGGAUCCGUGGAUGGCGGAAGAGUCACGGAAAUUCUGCCCGUGGGCGACGACAGUGUCCUACUUGGAGGCUCCUUCACUUCCUUUAAUAACGAACAAUACACCCCUCCAAUCAUAUACAACCUCACGUCCAACGAGGUAUCCAGCAUUUUUUCCGAUUCAAAUAACCAAAAAAGAGACUCCUUAGAUAGUGGCUCCGUGAAGGUCACUUUGGUCGACAAGGACCUUAUAUAUAUGGGUGGUGACUUGGAAUUCAACAACUCCAGAGGCGCUGUGGUGUACAACAUAACAUCAAAGAAGCUUCUGCUGCUACCGUUCCAAGGUUUCGGUAAUGAUUCGGUUGUGAAUGCCAUAACCAAAUUGAAGGCUGACUCCGACAAGGACGGUUCCAUUGUUUUCGGUGGUUCCUUCAAUACCUUGGGCCUUUCUGAGCUCUUGAGUCUUAACAUGUCUUCCAAUUCAUCCCAUUAUAACCAUUCAAACUCGACCAACGUGUCCCUAAUAUCGGCCGAGCAGCAGAUUUCCAUAAAGCAUGGUGACUUCACCUCAAUUAAUUCCAACAGUGACCCUGAAGGCAUCAUCUGUCCUGACUCAGGCAGCGUGUGGACAUUAGAACCUAAUAGUGGUGGCCAAUGGUCUGUCAAACUACCGUCUGCAAUGUCAGGAAUCAGCCCCACAAAGGUAAGACUAUAUUUGCCUGAUGACAAUGAUAAUGGCAUAAAAACAUUCCGUAUCUAUACCUAUCCAAACAAUGGUAUCAUGAACCUCACGUAUGUGAACCCAGAGACUAAUGAUUUGGCAUUCUGUGAUGCAUCUUGCCCACUACCUAAAGCCAAUGAUCUCAAGGAACUCGUCGAUGAUAACAAGGACAAUGGCGAGGAUAUGAUGGACGAUGACGAUGACAUUUUCGUCAAUGAAGAUGGCUCGUUUUCCAUGUACUAUGAUAGCUCCACCAGAUCUAAAAAUCUUGGAUACGGUAGCAACUACAUGGAGUUUGCCCUCGUGAAUAACAUCGCCAUUGACAGAAUCGGUGUUACAGUUACUGAUUGGUAUGGUAACCAUGGUGAGCUUGCUGGGUUCGAGCUCUACACGAAUGCCAUCAGUGUAUUUGGUAACGACACUUUGAACGAAUCUAAUUGCGGCUCGGAGUCGCUGGUUUCGAGGAAUUCCGCCGAAUCACAAGGCGGUAACUGGCAAUCGGUACAAUCUCUAGUCGACGGCGCCAUCGAUACUGACUAUCUUGUUUCUGUCGGAGACGACAAUGCUGGCAUUACGCUUUAUCCGAACAUAUCCUAUGAUGGUGAUUACUCCCUCCUUUUGUAUACACCAGGGUGUCAAGCUGAUAACUCCUGUGACAAAAGAUCAAUUGUCAAUGUGUCUGUCUUAGAUAUCGAGCUGAACGUUUUAGAGCAUAAAUUAAUCUACCAGAACAACGCUGGGGAUAAGUUUGAUUACCUUUUCUUUGGCCAUAUGAAUGGAUCUUCGAAUGACAAUGGCCGCAACAGUAUCAACAUUGACUUUGUUCGUCCUAUUGAUCCAUCUGUCACUGACCCGUGGAUGGUUGUUGAUCGUGCUGUCGCAAACAUUGUAUCACUCGAUACGUACAGCCAAAAGAAUCUGUCAAACCAUACCUCCCUAGAGGAACGAAGGAAACGUGAUCUAGAGCAUGUCUAUCUCAAUGGCUUAUUUGAAUAUUCGCUUGCAAAUUUCUCGCUGUUUUCUGAAAACUUGGUGUACGAGAAAACGGAUAAUGGAACCAUUAUCAAGCCCACUAACCGUUUUGUCGGCAAUUCAUCGAUUAAUGAAGUCAGUGGCAAGCUUUUAAAGAAUUCUACGGUUGAGCAAAUUCUUCUCCAAGAGUCCUCUGACUCUUCGGAUAUGCUUUUGUUGGGUGAUUUCAGCUCUAGAAAUAUCACGCUUUCCAAUGGAAAUUUGCUAGCCUUUGAACUUGACGACUACAAUCUGACACUGAACCUGUCUGAAGCUACGUUAAGAGAGAAAAGAUUCGUCAAGAGAGAUGAAGAGAUUUUAGGAGCGAAUUUUAACAGCUCUAUCCAAAGAUUACACGACGUUGAAGACGGCAUUAUCGCUUUAGGUGCAUUCUCAGCAGAAUCGAACGAUGACAAUGGUUUCAAGAACCUCCAAGACUCAAACAGUUCUACUUCCUCGUUCAAUAACUUUGCCCUUCGCUCUGGAAGCGAAUGGUUUUCUUUUGGAAAUGACUAUGUGGAAGCUGAUUAUGAUCUGUUCAUAAAUGUGACAAUUGACGGUAAGAACUACUACGUCUUUUCAGCAGAUGAAGACAAUUAUCAGGUCUGGGAACAGCAAAGCUCUAGUUUUGUUGACAGAAAUGAUCUUAAUGUCACUACGGCUGCUAAUAUACCAAAGAAAGAACAGCAGGUCAUAGGAGGCACAUUUUUCAACUUGAUGGAUUACUAUGGUGCCAACGAAGCAUUUGUUCGCAACAAUUCCCAAAUUAAUAGCUAUGGGCUCAACAUCACUAGUGGCGAAAUUUUGACUUCAUUUCAUGCCAAUUCUUCUUUUAGUGUUUUCGGCGGAAAAUUCGACGUGAAUGACACCCGGAGGAAUGUUGCAUUCAUCAACAACAACCGCACUUCGACUGUGAGCGAUAUAAAUUGGGGAGAAGACACCCUGGUCGACUACCUCUAUGUGGAUUCCAGCUCUGAUUAUUUGUUCCUUGGCACCAACGGAAGUGUGGAGGCCCAAAACACGAAUGUUACUGGGCUUGUGUUACUUCAUUUGUCAAACGAGUCGUUUUCCUCUGUCCAGCCUGCUGAUCUUUCAAGUGAACUGGGUGAAAUCCUGGUGAAUGCUAUGGUAUUUUACGAUGACGAUGAAAAAUUGCUUGUUGGUGGACGUUUUGACAAUGCAGGCUCUUUGGGCUGUGAAGCUGCAUGUAUUUAUGAUGUUGCAAACACACGUUGGGAGAACCCUUCAAGCGGAGGAAUCGGUGGUACUGUUACUGAUGCAAAGUUCUUUGACUCCGAUACCGUUUUGUUGAGUGGAAAUCUUACUGUAAACGACUCAAGUCUUAAUUUUGCAGUUUUCGAUUUCUCUUCUGGCCUGUUCACUGCGGCACCUUCGCAGCUUGGAAACAUAGACGAACCCAAUGAUUACGUCAGGAAGUUCAUCAUAAACGAGCAGACCAGUCAAAAGUUAGAGAGCAGAAUGACAGCGUACGGUAACGGUUUCUUGAAGGCUUACAAUGGUUCUCUGUGGUCAGAUAUUAGUGUUGCUCCUGUUAACGUCGAAGAACAAGAGCAGGUCUCAAACUAUUUUGAUAAUGACAAGAUUCUUCUUGUUUCGGGCCAAUUCAACCUUACAGAGUAUGGUCCUGUCAAUGCUGCCUUCUUUGAUGGCCAAAACUGGACGCCUUAUGUUUACACCCUGGUGAAGGCCAACGAGCUUGGUCUGAUCCAGCUGUUGUUGGUGAAGGACACUUAUUCUUUCCGGUCCUCGAAGGACCUCAAGACAGAUUCAAGCAAUUUGUCUAAGGGCCAAGUUGUUGGUGUCUCGCUAGCAUGUGCCAUUGGAUCAACUGCUUUGAUCGGCCUCCUUUACCUUAUUCCAAUGAUGUAUCUUUUUAAAAAAUCGGAUAAGGAAGAGAGAAUGAGCCAGAGAAUUCACGAAGAUGAGAUGAUGAAUGUUGUCAAUCCUGAAGAGUUAUUCCACGAGAUUGACUUGCAGAGAAAUACUUGA
Molecule: messenger RNA, 3948 nt
Organism: Candidozyma haemuli
Lineage: Eukaryota; Fungi; Ascomycota; Pichiomycetes; Serinales; Metschnikowiaceae
Gene: RAX2
Product: Rax2p
Exons: 2
Coding region: 1-3948 (1315 amino acids)
Biological process (GO): positive regulation of establishment of bipolar cell polarity regulating cell shape; cellular bud site selection
Cellular component (GO): plasma membrane of growing cell tip; cellular bud scar; cellular bud neck
Molecular function (GO): protein binding
Source: RefSeq, a predicted model, not a curated record